AUGAAUCCUUCUGUGAACGAAAUACGCCGAAGGCAAAACCCUGACACCUUUAAACAGGAGGUCGCCUGGUUCGCGAAAGGAUUUCGUCAGCCCAAAACAAGGCUUGAAAAAUCGGCAUCAACAAUCGAUGCAUUUCAGACCAUGAUCUGGGAUAAACCCGGAGAUGACAUUUUACCAACGUUCGGUAAGUGCCCUCUUUUGCCAUUAAAAAGGGUCCCGAUUUAGGAUAUGUACGUCUAGCUUACGCCUGAAUUACCUCUAUCUGUUUGGAAUAUUCCCGAUUAAAAUUAAAUUCCAUUUGGGUAAUAUAAACAAAUAAUAGAUAAUCAGUGUCUAUCUUUCAGGAGUAGGAUCUGGUCUCGAAAGGUCUAAUCCUUUCUUCUAGUAUGGGAAAGUAGUAUCUUCACGGUGUCAACGUAUUCUCCCUGAAGAGAUGGGGUGGGAGAAUUACAUUUAUGACAGUAUUUAUGACUUAACAAAAUAAAUGACGUGACCUUAACCCAAGAGGAUAUUAUAUUUCAAAGGCCAAGUUACAUCCAGUGGAUAACAACGCAAUUAAAAAAACUCUUUGAUAAGAUCUAUUAAUUAAAAGAAAAACUUUUGGUCUUACAUAUUUCUAUUGAACAAAAAACAAAUCGAACUAGCAAAUGAUUUCCACAAUCCCUAUAAUCUUGAUUUCAAAACAAAAAACCUUGUCUCUGAAAGCAGAUACUCUUGGAACAUCCCUUUCGCUUCACAAUGUAGAUUCUUUCGCUCUACUAUACAUCUUCAGUUUUAAAGUUAAAAAAAGCAAUGGUAAAAAAUUUUUGAUACGAAGCUCUUGGUAAAUAUUUGUUCAAUAUGGCUUUUCACAGGGUAUAUCUUUUUUCGGGUCAGCGUAUUCGGGAGAGGUUAUUUUAAAGCUUGUAGGAACAUUUUGAGGUACUGUUUAACAGCGAAGAAACGCUUGCUAUAAGAACGUUGUCUUUUUCACUCUUAGGUUUGACUCCUGAUGAGCUCUCACGCCUUGCUGCGUCUGGGACGCGAGGGUGGCUGGCGAAUGACCAUGUUACAUGGGUGUUAAGUGAAUUAAACACGAUGCAGCAAGAUACGCUGCUGUUGUGUCCGAACGCGGUAGUCAACAUCACAAACGAGAUGGCCAGAAAGAGGAAAAUUUUCAAUUUUGGCAUGGUGAAACGGCUUGUUUUGCCGCUUAAUGUUGGUAAAGAAAAUGGUCAGACCUUCAUCGGUACCAUGAAUAAGUCGGGCAAUCACUGGGUUCUUGUGGUUGUUGAGAUUCGACCAUUCAAACGAAUCCUUUAUUGUGACACGUUAGCCUGGAAACCCCCAUCAAAUAUUGUCGAUGUGGUCAACAGUUAUAUCAGCCACAUUCCUCGUAUUGGAAAGUAUGAUGAUACGCACCUCUUCUUGGCUCACCAGCCCGUGGCUACGUCUCGGUUCGGCCAUAUGUGUGACUGGAGAUGCCGCAACUAUCCACUACAGACAUGCUCUGACAUAUGUGGAGUCAUUGUUCUAAUAAUCGCAGCGCUGGCGGCUUUAGACCGACCCCUAUUUCAGUUCUUGAUUGGUCCCAGCGAGAAAAAUCAAGUCUCUCUACAACGCCCAAGCCAACAUGCCCAUUUUCUAAGGAGAAUCAUAAUGUGUUGGUUUGCCGAAAGUCGCAUUGAAAUCAGUUAUGUGCUUCUGCAUCAUGAUUGGCGCGAUAACGUCCGUACAGAGUCUGACCACUCCUCUUGCCUACGUCGAGACACGUCCAGUAGUACAAGGAAAAAGCUUAAGCUAUCCUAA
Messenger RNA from Porites evermanni, 1788 nucleotides. The record is from the annotation of a GenBank genome assembly. NCBI's taxonomy places the organism in Eukaryota, Metazoa, Cnidaria, Anthozoa, Scleractinia, Poritidae.